This is a messenger RNA of Sporothrix brasiliensis 5110, 1152 nucleotides long. Its product is annotated as translation initiation factor 3 subunit F. Lineage: Eukaryota; Fungi; Ascomycota; Sordariomycetes; Ophiostomatales; Ophiostomataceae. The transcript has 2 exons. The record is from RefSeq and is a predicted model, not a curated record. Gene Ontology annotation, biological process: translational initiation. Gene Ontology annotation, molecular function: metallopeptidase activity; translation initiation factor binding; translation initiation factor activity. Gene Ontology annotation, cellular component: eukaryotic translation initiation factor 3 complex, eIF3m. Bases 1 to 1152 code for a protein of 383 amino acids.
AUGGCUCUCGAGAAGGAGCAGUUCCUCCACCUGGCGCGUCCCGUCGUGCCUGCGGCGUCCGCCAACUUCAGUGCCAACGUCUCGCCCAUCACCGUCACCAUCCAGCCCCAGGCCAUCGUGUCCAUCCUCGACCAUGCUGUUCGGAGAGAGACGUCGUCGACGCAGUCCACGCGCGUGAUUGGCGCGCUUGUCGGUGUCCGGUCCGAGGACGGCCUCGAGGCCGAGGUGCGCUCGUGCUUCGCCAUCCCGCACACCGAGACGGACGACCAGGUCGAGGUCGACGUCGAGUACCAGAAGAACAUGCUGGCCUUGACCCUCAAGGCCGCGCCGCGGGAGUCGCUGCUCGGCUGGUACACCACGUCGCACGAGCUCAACUCCUUCUCGGCCCUCAUCCAGAACUUCUUCGCCGCCCCGGACACCGGCACCUUCCCCCACCCCGCCGUGCAUCUGACCAUCAGCACCGAGGCCGGCAGCGAGAUCGAGACCCGCUGCUACGUCUCGUCGCCCGUCGCCGCCAGCCCGGACCGUGCCGCCGACUCCUGCUUCUUCGCCGAGGUGCCCCACCGCCUGCUGUACGGUGAUGCCGACCGCUCGGCCCUCGAGGCCGUUGCUGCGGCCGCCGCCCCCGCCAACCUCGAAUCGCGCUCCGCCCCGGUCGUCGCCGACGUCGAGGCCCUCGCCCGCAGCAUCGAGCAGACGCUGGACCUGCUGGACCGCACGUCUGAGUUUGUCAGCGGCGUGCUCGACGAGGAGCGCGAGCCCAACCACGCGCUGGGCCAGUACCUGAUGAACGCCAUGUCGCUGGCGCCCAAGGUCGACAGCGCCAGCAUCGAGCACGACUUCAACAACCACAUCCAGGACGUCUUGAUGGUGUCCUACCUGACCAACACCAUCCGCACCCAGAUCGACCUGUCGCAGCGCCUGGCAACGUCGACACUGAACCUGGGCGACAAGGACGGCGAGAAGAAGGAGGGCGACGAGGGCAAGGGCGAGCGCGGCAGCGGCGGCCAGCGCGGCGGCAAGCGGGGCGGCCGGGGCGGUGGCCGGGGAGGCGGACAGCAGCGCGAGCCCCGUGAGCCCCGUGAGCCACGAGAGCCCCGUGAGCCACGAGAGUCGAGAGAGCCGAGGGAGCCGCGCGAGCCGGCGGAGUAG